GAGUCUUCGUCAGUUACUUCUCUUGGAAGAUUUUAAGAAUUCUUUGCCUGAAAGGAUGGUGAUAUUCUUAAAUGAACAGAAGGUCACUUCACUGGCUAAGGCAGCUGUUUUAGCGGAUGAAUUUAUGCUCACUCACAAGACUGUGUUUUCUUCACCCUUGCGCCCAGAUAAAGCUACAGAGUCGCAAACCGGAAGACCUGAUCUUGGCCCAACAACUUUUGAAAGGUCUAGAGGACCACCAUCACCUCCACGGGGGCCCCGUGAGUGUAACUACUGCCAUAAAACAGGACACCUUAUUUCAGGGUGUCAUUUCUUAAAGCGUAAACAACAAUUUUCGCAACGCUUUCAAACGCCAAAAGGCAUGGGACUCAUUAAAGGAGUUUGCCUAUCAGACAUAGAAAUGUCCCAGGAAGAUGAUGUACCUGAUCCCUGCUUCAAACCCUUUAUUUCAAAGGGCUUUGUUUCUUUAACAGGGGAUCCUAAAGACCAGCUGCCAGUACAGGUACUUAAGGACACCGGAGGUUCUCAGUCUAUUAUUAGGGAAGGCAUCUUACCUUUAACCUCCAGGUCAUCAUGUGGAUCAAGUGCUGUUGUUCAAGGGGUAGGCAUGACACUAGUUGCGGCUCCUUUGCACAAUGUUUAUAGUCACUCGUCCCUUGUCAAAGGAUUCUUUAAAGUAGCUGUCCUCCCUGCCUUGCCCAUCAAAGGUGUUGAUUUCAUCCUCAGUAAUGACUUGGCUGGAGGCAAAGUUAAGCCAGUACCUGAGGUCAUUGAUUCUCCUGAUCUAAGUUUAGACGCAGAUAAAUCAGCUGAAGUACCUCCCGAAAUCUUUCCUGCUUGUGUUGUUACAAGGGCCCAGUCAAAGAAAUAUGGAGAGGACUUGUCUGAUUCUUUUCUUGCUACAGGGCAGUUUCUUGAAGACAUGACUGCGUCGGACCGACUGCCAGAGGAGGCCCGGUCUGCUGGUGCUGGAUCACCCAGUAACAGCUCAGAGCUUGUACAACUGCCUGCCACUCGGGAAGAAUUCAUGGCAGCCCAGUUCCCAGAAGCCAUCCCACUACGGAAAAUCACUGCCCCGGUCAUCACCAAGGCACUUCUGAAGUUUUUCUCCACGUUUGGUCUACCAAAGGUAGUUCAAACAGACCAAGGUACUAACUUCAUGUCUAAAGUGUUUGCCCGGGUACUUGACACCUUAGGGAUCAAGCAUGUGACAUCCAGCCCAUAUCAUCCUGAAAGUCAGGGGGCAUUAGAGAGGUUUCACCAGACUAUGAAGUGCAUGUUAAGAAAACAUUGCCACGAGUCUCAUAAAGAUUGGGAUGACGGUGUUCCUUUAGUGUUAUUUGCCGCCCGUGAAGCUGUUCAGGAGUCUCUAGGUUUUAGUCCUGCUGAGCUAGUGUUUGGACAUGAAGUCAGAGGUCCUUUAAAAGUUCUUAAAGAGCAUUUGAUCAUGCCAAUGAAAAAAGUUUGCAGUAUCCCAGAGUAUGUCGCCAAACUUAAGGAUCGUCUACAUCGUGCUUGCUCCUUGGCUAGGGAAGCUCUGACCUCUACCCAGGGGAAAAUGAAGAAACGCUACGACCAGAAGGCGCUAACACGCUUGUUUCAGCCAGGUGACAAGGUGUUGGUUCUAUUGCCUGUACCUGGUUGUGCUCUGUCUACUAAAGGGGGCCGAUAAUGUUCUUGCCGAUGCACUAUCUCGUGCUAUGUAAAUAGAAAAUGUAUAUUGUCGGGUCCAAACAUACUGUUUGGAUUUAUAUGUGUGGGGGUGUUACGUGCCAGGCAGGCUGUACUUGUGGGGUUUUCUUUCCCUCCUGUGUUUCUCUCUUCUCCUUGUCUUCUGCACAGCUAAUCAGCAGCUGAUCGGAAUCUGCCUGUGCACCUGAAUCUGAUGGCUGAUUGGAUCCCCUCACCCUCAGCUGGCCUAUCAGCAGCCAGGGCCGACCAUAAAGGAGGCACCCAGGAAGUCUUCUCUCUCUCACUCUGGGCCUGUUGCUGAUGAAGGAGCCUGCAGUGUUUAGCAACUCAUCAUCUUUGUAUUGUCUGACCUUUUUGAAAGUGGGUGUGUUGAGACGUGGAGGAGUUAGCUAAGUCUGGGGUACCCUGUACAUUUCUCACCACGUAGCUAACUAAUGUUCAGACACACUAGGUUAGCGGAUUGUUGCCACCCCUGUAUAUUGUUUUGUCAAAUUCUUUGUAGUUUAGUUAGUGAUGGUUUUUUUGUUUGAGUUU
Molecule: messenger RNA, 2226 nt
Organism: Notothenia coriiceps (black rockcod)
Lineage: Eukaryota; Metazoa; Chordata; Actinopteri; Perciformes; Nototheniidae
Exons: 2
Coding region: 56-1672 (538 amino acids)
Biological process (GO): proteolysis; DNA integration
Molecular function (GO): aspartic-type endopeptidase activity; nucleic acid binding
Source: RefSeq, a predicted model, not a curated record